Mycena citricolor is the source of this 585-nucleotide messenger RNA. NCBI's taxonomy places the organism in Eukaryota, Fungi, Basidiomycota, Agaricomycetes, Agaricales, Mycenaceae. The record is from the annotation of a GenBank genome assembly.
GGCCCACCGAGUCGUAGCAAUGAGACUGAGAUGAUGCGCGUUUCGGGUGGGUCCCUUGGAAAAGAACGCAGCUGCUUUUCUCGGGGUCAAGCAGGGAAUGUCGAUGUUGACCUGUAAUUGCCUGGCGAACUUGGAAGUCAAUCCAUUAUUCAGCGAAACACAUACUAAUGUUGUCAACGUCGUUCGGCCGUCGCGCAACCUGAACAGAGCAGAUGUUCCUCCAGUACCGACUCUCCCGAUGACCAGGUCCAUCGGGCCCCGAUUCAAGUACGACCCGGCCGCCUGGUAUCUCAGCAAUACUCAAGGCGCUUCGACCCAACGGCCGAAUCUCGACUGGUCUGAUGUAGAGAGUGCAGCCAAGACGCCAAGAAAUCGCAGACUUCUCCCGCGUCUGUUUUGCACGGCCGUCAGUGCAGGUGAAUAGAGCGGAAGAUUGGAUGAAGUCAUCCGCCGAUUUUGCGUGCAAUGCGCCUGGUCAGCCGACGAAGAAAAUGCCGGGUAGUUGAAUGGAACAGCAGCAGCAGGGUGAUCAUUGGGUCAGUAAGACUGAGUUGUCUGUCCCUUUAUAAUUUUCUGCCGCUCGAC